Quercus robur (English oak) is the source of this 2444-nucleotide messenger RNA. RefSeq names its product increased DNA methylation 1-like. Gene Ontology annotation, biological process: negative regulation of DNA-templated transcription. The record is from RefSeq and is a predicted model, not a curated record. The transcript has a single exon. Bases 1 to 2400 code for a protein of 799 amino acids. Gene Ontology annotation, molecular function: transcription corepressor activity. NCBI's taxonomy places the organism in Eukaryota, Viridiplantae, Streptophyta, Magnoliopsida, Fagales, Fagaceae.
AUGGAGAAAACUGUUUCUAGGAUUUGCCAUUCUCCAUUGGACGUUCUUGUUGAUGAACCCGAAUUAGGCUCCCAGGCUGUUUUGGAUUGGUAUAUGUUUGGUGAAGCAGAGGGUAACAACUGUUACAGGAGUACUUACAAGAAGUCAGAUGUGAAAGAAAAGGCAAAGAAGCAUCUUUUGGCAAUGGGUUGGAAGUUUUGGUAUGGUCAGAAAGGAUCAAGGCGUGAGUUACGGUAUACUUCACCCAAUGGCAAGUGUUUUUACUCGCUUCGAAUGGCAUGUAAAGGCUAUUUUGAUCAACAAGGAGGAGUUUCUCAGAGUACUAUAGUUGGGUCAAAGAAGACUGAUCAGUGUGUUUCUUCUAAUUCUCUUGCCACAACUGAUGGUCUUGCUUCUACUUCUUGCCAAAUGGUUGUUUCUGAUUCUCUGUCAGAAACUGAGACUUUUACUUCUGGUUCUGUUUGUGAAACGGUUGUUGCUUCUAAUUCUCCUUCCACAAUUGAGACUCUUGCUUCUAGUUCUUCUUGCCAAAGGGUUGUUUCUGAUCCUCUCUCAAUAACUGACACUGUUGCUUGUGAUUCGGUUUGUGAAAAGGAUGCUUCUGAUAGUUGUAAACCUGUGCAAUCUAUUAAUGUGGGUGGUGAAGUUCAGGGUGAGUUUGCGACCGGCAAACACAAAAGAAAAAGGGUCGCUUCUUUUUGUAAACCUAUUAAAUUUAUUCCUGUGGGUGACGAAGUUAAAGGUGAUUUAGCCGCCAGCAACCACAAAAGAAAAGGGGGAAAGGUAUUGGCAGAUUUGGAGAGAAAAAGAGAUCAUUCAAGAGUUGCUAAGUUGAGCCGUGUGGCCAAAACAAACAGAAUAGUAAGGAACGCAGUAAUUCCCAAUUCCUCAAACCGCAAUCCUCGAACAGUGUUAUCUUGGUUUAUAGACAACAAUGUGGUGUUGCCUAGGGCAAGAGUAUAUUACCGUGGUAAAAAUGGUGGUCCUCCAUUGAAACAGGGGUACAUUACUCGUGAUGGGAUUGAGUGUGAUUGUUGCUCUAAGUUGUUUCAACUCACUGCUUUUGAAGCUCAUGCUGGUAGUACAAAUCACAGACCGGCUGCCAAUAUUCUACUAGAAGAUGGGAGGUCUCUUAUGGAUUGCCAAAAUCAUGCCAAAAAUAGUAAUGAGGACAAAUGCCUCACAACAAAUUUACAAGCGAAUGAUGAUAUAUGCUCUGUUUGCCACUAUGGGGGUGACUUAAUACUAUGUGAUCAGUGUCCAUCCUCAUUCCACAAGGAUUGCCUUGGUUUGCAGGAUGUUCCAAGUGGUGAUUGGUUUUGCCCUUCAUGUUGUUGUGGAAUUUGUAGUCACGGAAAAUUUCAAGAAGAAAAUGGAAAUCCCAUGGAUAAUUGUUCCAUGACUUGCAAGCAAUGCAUGCAUAAAUUUCACAUUGGGUGCCUAAAGAGUAAAGGGGUGGUGAACUUGGAAAGUUAUGAUAAAGAUCAUUGGUUUUGUGGCAGAAAGUGUGAAGACAUAUUUUUAGGCCUCAGCAAGCUGUUAGGAAAACCAAUUCCAGUGGGUGUUGAUAAUUUGACUUGGACACUAUUUAAGUCUAAUUCUGAAAGUGAUGCUCCUGAUAUUGAGGCCUCGACAGAGACCUACAGCAAGCUCAGUGUUGCUCUAAGUGUGAUGCGUGAGUGUUUUGAUCCUGUCAAAGACCCUCUUACCAACAGAGACCUUGUUGAAGAUUUAAUUUUCAGUAGAGGGUCAGAGCUUAAACGAAUGAACUUCAGAGGAUUCUACACAGUGCUAUUAGAGAGAAAUGAAGAACUAAUAACUGUGGCUACUGUAAGGAUUCAUGGAGAGAAGGUGGCAGAAGUACCUCUUGUUGGCACCAGGUAUCAAUAUCGCAGGUGUGGAAUGUGCCAAACUCUGAUGAAUGAGCUUGAAAAGCAGCUAAUGGUUCUUGGAGUGGAGAAGCUAAUUUUGCCAGCUGCUCAGGGUGUGCUGAAGACAUGGACAACUUCAUUUAGGUUCUCAGAGAUGACAGAUUUUGAGAGAUCACAGUUACUUGAUUAUACUUUCCUGGAUUUCCAAGAUACCAUCAUGUGUCAGAAAUUCUUAAUGAAGAACCCUGGAGCAGAAAUUGUGGACCAAGGACUUGUCGAUAGUGUUGCGAGCCAUGGCAAAUCCAAUUCAGAGUGUUUGGUUGAAGAAGCCAAUUUUCAGAAGGCGAGCAGUAGCAACAGUAGAGAUUAUUCCAAGUUCUAUAAGAGGAGGAAGAUAUCAGCCUGUGAGAGCCAAAGCAUUGGUUAUUCAAUUGAUACAGGAGAAGAAAGAUUUGAGCCUUUGAGGCCCGAGUUCCAUUCAAUGACGCAUUCAGUAGAUAUCUUGAGCCCGUAUUUAAUAUUGUUCUAGCAUCUUGAAUAUAUUUUAAUGAGCUAUGUAAAUUUUUUUUUACC